Durotheca rogersii is the source of this 2276-nucleotide messenger RNA. RefSeq lists its product as uncharacterized. Lineage: Eukaryota; Fungi; Ascomycota; Sordariomycetes; Xylariales; Xylariaceae. Bases 137 to 2065 code for a protein of 642 amino acids. The record is from RefSeq and is a predicted model, not a curated record. Gene Ontology annotation, molecular function: protein binding. The transcript has 3 exons.
GGCACGCACCAUCAGCUUUUUCCGCCAGCACCUUGUUUCGAUAAGCAACACCCAGUGGCUCUGGAAGAUAUCGAGGACACCAUCAAUUGGAUCCAGCCCAGACUCAGUUGAUUCGAACGGCAUGCGGUAUUGAGCAAUGGUAGGAACGGGACGUCAUGCAUCCGCCGCACCAGUGAUUAUUCUUGCCUCCAUCACGAAUCCUAUGAGUAAUAUCGCGACUCUGGACACCGAAUCCUUCGAGCACCUCGACCAGAACGCCGCGAUGGCAUCGUCAAAAUCAUUGUGUGGUAGAAAGGCGACGGGCCGGAUGGGAUGGAUGGCACGAGCAGCUGUUCUCUCGCUCCUUUCAACGGCGCCUGGUGCCACGGCUCAAGAUCGGUGCAUCCCCCUGACCGGCUCUACAACCUGCUCGGCUUUCCAAUCGGCCUCCGUCUCGACAAAUAGUUUCUUAGUCGGCCUAUUCCCGUUUCUUCAGUACGUCUCAGACACGGCUUCCUUUGACCGUCAGUUCAGCCAAUAUCUCCAGACGGACUAUGUCCGGAGGCAAUAUCAAACGCUGCUAGGAUGUGGCAGCAUCGACCUUGUCAACACCACUGAUUUAUAUGCUCGCUUCACUACCUCAGUAAUCUGUAAUGCUAUUAUCCAAAAUUCCGUUACCGCCUGCGGCUUAUCGGAACGGGCCUCACGGCCCUUGUGUGCCGACUCUUGCGCUCACUAUGCCGAGAGCGAAGCGUAUCUAGCGGCCGACACUAAUCUCUGUCCCAGUUCCAGCAAUAAUCGCCAGGAUCAGAUACGGGCCGAUUUCGUCAACUGUGCCUUGCCGGCAGACUCUCUGUCGAGCAGUAGCUGCAUACAGGGCAUCGCGAACGAGCCAGACAAUUGUGGGUACGGUAGCAGCACCAUCGGAUUGUGCUCGUAUUGCGCAUCGGGCGGUAUUAAUUCGACUGAUACUUGCUGUUACAACUCCAACGUGGAACAGAGGUGUGCCAACGUUGUCCUGCCCACGAUCACGUCGACUAUAACUUUCGGCGCGCCAACUUCGACUGCUACUUCGGAUAAUACAGCGACGCCUGUGGAAGGAGAGUCGGCAAGGGGCGGCCUCUCGGGGGGCGCUAUAGCUGGGAUCGUCGUUGGAUCCCUGGCUGGCGUGGCCCUCCUGGCCAUCCUUGCCUUUAUGUGUAUCAGACUUAGAGGGCGCAGAGGGGGCAGCCAGAAGGGGAGUGUCUUGAACCAGCCGUCUCCCACUAGGAAAGGACUGCAGACUGCCCAAAUUCCCGCGAAUACGGCUCCCCAAGGGUACGAGAUACUUCCCGGCGGCAGAAUUGCCCGCAUGUCAGCGUUGGAAGGCCAUUCAGGAGAGUCAUCAUCGAGGCGUGGCGGGUCUAAGCACACAGGCUCAAUGGGUGGUACAGCGGCAGCAGGUGCAGCAGGCGGAUUUAUGGCCGGAAGAAGAAGAGGGGGGGAUAACCACUCGUCUUCUGACUCGUUCGGAGAGAGUCCUGGAUCGGAGGCCCGUGUAGGCGUACUCCGGCCGCCGCCCAUGAACAUCCGUAGGAACGGUUCGUUGUCCAGCAACUCUGUGCUCGCAGGCGAAGAUCCUCAAUCACCAACUAGCGCCGGGGGAAUGUCUUCGCCUCCCGGGGUCAACAGCCAACAAUCAGAGCAAUUGCCCUUUUUCAAGGACUAUUACUCGCAAGACGACAUCCACCCUGGCGAGCAUGUUGCGGUCCUAUGGGCUUAUCAACCGCGCGCUUCUGACGAAUUUUCCCUGGAGCGUGGCGACAUGCUGAAAGUGGUUGGCAUCUGGGAUGACGGGUGGGCGACGGGCGUGCUCCUAGACGAGAGGGCAGAUGAGUGGGAAGCACGGAGACAAGCUCAAAGGGACAGUGGGGUCUCACAUACGUCGGGUCGUGGGCGAGAUACGUCGCCUCCGAUCAGCGGAGAGAUCAAGGCAUUCCCACUGGUCUGCGUCUGCCUACCUGAACAUUGGAGGAAAACAAUCGAUGGCGACGGAUCAACAGAAACCGGGUCCAGCGCGCGCCACCACGGCAGUCACCCCACCUGAACCUAAUGAUGAGGAUCUUCACGCUUACUUAUUUGAUGGAUUGACGAAGACAUUUGCGUUUGCAUUAUUCCGGCGUUCAGGACUUUUGACUUGCGAACUUAGUUACGGUCUGAGCCCAGCACGGUAUAUCCUCUCCGUCCGUCCUCAGGUCCGUUCUUAGGUGUACCGACGGUCCGCACCUAGCCAACUUAUACGCCCGCCGUCACCGAAU